This is a messenger RNA of Arabis nemorensis, 1728 nucleotides long. Lineage: Eukaryota; Viridiplantae; Streptophyta; Magnoliopsida; Brassicales; Brassicaceae. The record is from the annotation of a GenBank genome assembly.
AUGAUGGAAGUAGAAUCAGAAACUCAAGAGCUCUGUCUUCACAUCAAUGGGGAACCUGCAGAGAAAUUUUCAACAGAACAUACAAGUCACGACUAUUCGCAGACUUUACGAGUGUCUCUCUAUGUCAUUCUCCUCUUAGCUGGAGAGACAGUAGCCACUCUCUUAGAGUGUUUUAUACUCUUUUGGAUUACUCUACCUUCCUGUCUCAACUUUCUCUUUGAUCUCUGCGUCACAAUUGGCUUUUUUAACGCCGUCUUCUCUUACUUCUUCAACUCACAAAAGUUCACUCCUUUUAUACUCAAUUCACUUGUUCUCUUGACCAUAUCUUCAACACUUCUUGUCAUUCAACAUGAGUCUGAACCUUCUUCUUCGGAGUCCUCCCCCAAAUCCAAUUACGCGAUUGGAUACGCCUGCGCGAUUGGUAGCUCAGCUAGUUACUCUCUGAAAUGGAAGAGUUUAAACUUGGGAAAAGCUCUUUACAUUUUGAUAAAUAUCGGUUCGACGAUAUCAUGGCAAGCUUUUUCGAUUGGUAGUUUGGGUUUGAUCCUUGAAGUUUCGUCACUUUUCUCAAAUGUUAUAGGCACUCUUGGUUUACCUGCUAUUCCUGUUCUCGCUGUCCAUUAUGUCGAUGAUCCAAAACCAGAAAAAGUGCAAGAGCUUCCUCAACCUGAAGAUGCAGAAGCACAAGAAGAUAACAGUCAUGAUCUGUUUGUGGGAAGUCUUCGUAGAGCGGCCAUGGAAAGAACUCAAGAACUCUAUGUCAAUGCUCAGCAGAACUUAGAAGCAAACCAAACAGACCACGAGGAAAUGAAUACCGCCAUGGAGAUUGAAUCAUCGUCCAUACCUCAAUCGAAGAGGUGGCUUCGUAUCUCCAUUUAUGCAUUCUGUGUCCUCUCUUGCCAAGCACUUUCUACAAUUCUAGGCAGAUUGUACUAUGAAAAUGGUGGUAAAAGCACAUGGAUGGGAGCACUUGUUCAAAUAAUAGGCUUCCCUGCUCUGUUUCUCUUCCGCUUCUUUACCCUAACCAAAAAUCCCAAAUCAACAGUUGCAGAUUUCAUACAGUUCCCUUCUUUCAUCACCCUUGGAUCAGUUUACAUGGUCACUGGACUGUUAGCAUCUGCUAUUACUUAUAUGUACUCAGUCGGGUUGCUUUACUUACCGGUUUCUACUUUCUCCCUCAUCUUGGCCUCACAAUUAGCCUUCACUGCUUUCUUCUCCUACUUCCUAAACUCUCAAAAGUUCACUCCUUUCAUAGUGAAUUCUCUAUUUCUCCUUACUAUUUCCUCUGCUCUCCUCGUGGUCAACACCGAGUCGCAAAACACAACAAAGGUUUCUAGAGUAAAAUAUGUAGUAGGGAUCAUAUGUACCAUUGGUGCUUCUGCUGGUACUGGACUGCUGCUAUCUCUGGUACAACUAAUCCUUAGGAAAGUUUUAAAGAAGCAUACAUUCUCAACGGUCAUGGACAUGGUUGCUUACCAAUCUCUAGUUGCAAGCUGUGUGGUUCUCAUAGGACUUUUUGCAAGCAAGGAAUGGAAAACUUUAACAAGUGAGAUGAUAAACUACAAACUUGGGAAGGUACCAUAUGUUUUGACUUUGGCCUCGACAGCUAUUUCAUGGCAAGUCUACACCAUUGGUGUUGUGGGAUUGAUCUUCGAGUCAUCUUCUGUGUUUUCCAAUUCCAUAAGUGCUGUGGGAUUGCCUAUAGUUCCAAUUGUAGCAGUUAUAUAG